This is a messenger RNA of Guyanagaster necrorhizus, 558 nucleotides long. RefSeq lists its product as uncharacterized. The record is from RefSeq and is a predicted model, not a curated record. The transcript has 2 exons. Lineage: Eukaryota; Fungi; Basidiomycota; Agaricomycetes; Agaricales; Physalacriaceae. The coding region runs from base 83 to 439 and encodes 118 amino acids.
UCAUGCCACGCAUCGUAUUUGAUGUUAAUACUUUUUGAAUAGUGACGUUCUUCGUGAACUUGCUGAAUUUGACGUCCCGGCGAUGUGUGCGGAUGUAGGAACCAGCGAGGCGAGGAAACGCCCGAGAGAAGAGACUGGGGACGAAGGCGACUAUGGAGAUGUACCGUUCAACACGCUAAUAAGCUCAAAUGGAGCGGAAUGGGCGUUUCCAAUGGACGCUACUGAGGUGUUGGAGAGUUGGCAAAGGCAUGAACCUCACUCCUACGCGCUGGAUGAUUAUAUAUUUGGCGCCGGCUUUGGAGGGAUAAAUGCCUUGGGAACGGGAGACGGUGCAACCAGUGACUUGAGUUUGAUGCCAGAUGCAGAUUAUGGAUGGCAGAACUUGGAGACGCAUCUGCCCAAUAUUGACUCAUUCAUUGUCAGCCAAGCAAGCAUUUAAAUAUCCAUAUAUCACAAUCAAUACCAACCUUUGUAGCCAUUAUGAACUCUUAAUCACAACUUGAAUAUCUAUGUAUUUUGGUGGUCCAAUGAUAAUUGGCAGAUAACGAGAGACCUGAA